This is a messenger RNA of Onthophagus taurus, 1474 nucleotides long. RefSeq names its product Plasmanylethanolamine desaturase Kua (gene Kua). The record is from RefSeq and is a predicted model, not a curated record. NCBI's taxonomy places the organism in Eukaryota, Metazoa, Arthropoda, Insecta, Coleoptera, Scarabaeidae. Gene Ontology annotation, molecular function: oxidoreductase activity.
GAUCGCAGUGAAGAUAGCGACCGGCGUAAACGCUUUUCAGUUCGAUUUUUGUUAUCGCCCCCGUUUUUUCUUGCGUAUUGCGGCGUCGACAGUCGUCGAAACGACUUCGCACGCGAUGUACCCCAAAAUAUCCUCUAAAACAACUUCGACAACAAACCCCAUUUAAAAAUUCAAUCGAAACGACUAAAAAAGAAAAACAAGAAAUCAAACGUGCUGUGAUCCAUCAGCGAUUGUGAUAACUUGUCAAAUUUUUUUUGUUCUUUCCAAAAAGUUAAAAAAGAACUUGGUAUGGCUUUAACAAUAUCGUGCUCGAAGAGAGUUAAAGAAGCCUUAACUACCACUACAUUUGAAACAACAACCGUUGCUAACACCAUUCUUGCCCCGGUCAAAACUGAGAAGGAUAUCUUAGAAAAUUCUAUGCUUGAAGAUGAUCCCAAUGCAAAUUCGGCCACUGUAAGGGAAGAGGAGAAAAACCGACCUAGAUGGGGUCCACAACAUAAAGGAGCUCAAGAAUUAGCUAAUUUGUAUAGUACAGGAAAGCGUACUCAAGAGUAUAUUUGUGUAUGGAUUUGUAUUGCUUUAAUAGCAGCUAAUUUUGGUUAUAUAAUCUAUCAUCUACGAUUAGAAAACAUCAGUACUAUUGUAUUGGUAGCUUUAGGUGGAAUUAUUACGGCUGAUUUUGCUUCUGGUUUUGUUCAUUGGGGUGCUGAUACUUGGGGGAGCGUAGAAUUACCAAUAAUUGGGAAGAACUUUUUAAGACCGUUUCGAGAGCAUCACAUCGAUCCGACAUCGAUAACAAGACAUGAUUUUAUUGAAACGAAUGGAGAUAAUUUUUCAGUGACAAUUCCAUUCCUAGGAAAAAUGCUUUACGAUUUUAUAACGUUACCUAAUGAUCAAGUACAAAAGAAUUUUAAUUGGUAUUGCUACAUCUUUCUAUUGGCAAUAUUUGUGGCGAUGACAAAUCAGAUUCACAAAUGGUCGCAUACUUAUUUUGGAUUACCCUUUUGGGUGAUGUGGUUACAAGAUUGUCACAUAAUCCUGCCGAGAAAACACCAUAGGAUUCACCACGUGGCACCCCACGAAACUUAUUUUUGUAUGACAACGGGGUGGUUGAAUUGGCCGUUGGAAAAACUGAGGUUUUGGAGUACUUUAGAAACGAUUAUCGAAUCAGUUACCGGCUACAAACCGAGAGAUGACGACAUGAAGUGGUCUAAGAAGACUUGACGAAACAAUUUUUGCUAUAGGUUUUUUAUUUAUGUUUUGCUAUAGCACUUAAAAUAAUACACUUUUCACUCUCAGGUUCACAAAUUAUAAAAUAAAAUCUUAUUGUCUUUUAUCCGGUAAAUUAAUACAAAUUGUUUUUAAAUGAUUAAGAGAAAAUGUUUACUGCGUUUUUAAGUUAGCAGCUACAAUGCGAUGUGAUACACUAAUAUAUAUUUUAUUUAUAUUAGUAUCAAUAUAUUUUUAAUAGGGA